This is a messenger RNA of Striga hermonthica, 252 nucleotides long. NCBI's taxonomy places the organism in Eukaryota, Viridiplantae, Streptophyta, Magnoliopsida, Lamiales, Orobanchaceae. The record is from the annotation of a GenBank genome assembly.
AUGGCGGACAUGAGGGGAAGCGCAGCCGUGUGCGACGACAGGUGUGGCUGUCCGUCGCCGUGCCCCGGCGGCACCACUUGCCGGUGUGUCUCGGGCGGUGAAGGAGUUAGCUCGAUGGAGCACAAGCAGUGCACGUGCGGGGAGCAUUGUGGUUGCAACCCGUGCACGUGUGGCAAGAUCGAGAGCCAGGGCACGGGCAAGGCCUUCUGUAAGUGCGGUGCGGGCUGCGCGUGUCCCACUUGCGCGGCCUAA